CAAAAUUCUUAUUGGUGAAUAAAAGGCUCUUACUAAAAAAAAAAAAAAAAAAAAAAAAAAAUUUUCUCUCAAGCAAGAUAACCAAGGUAGCCGCAAGCCUUGUUCGUGAUUAGUUCUCUUCACCGGCGUUGCUCCUCUGACUGCCUGCGUUCCUGAUUGUAGCUACUACUAAAGUGAGAUCUCUCCAAUGAAUCUACUUUUCCGGUGGCGUAAUUGUUUUCCGGCGAGUCUUUCACUUGAAAUGACUUUCCUUUUUCUCUCGAAUGCGAGCCACUCUCGUCGCUUACCGUCGUCUUCGGUCGCCUUCCUCCUUCUGAGGCCACCUUGUGCACCACCACCAGAGCCUCCAUCUCCGCCGACUCCACCGGAACCACCGGAUCCACCAGAUUCUCAGAUCUGCUUCACUUUUGCUGAUUCUUAUGCUCAGUCGUUGAGCUCCUCUUCCCUCCCAGAUUUGGUCUCGCUCAUUCUCCAUAUCUCCUCCGCCAUAUCUGAAUCUCCGUCACCGACCUCUUCGAUCACUGAUUUUUUCAUUGAUGUUUUCCUUCUCGCCGACGACACCACUUUUCUUCCUCAGUAUUUCCCUCAGUUACAGGGAGCAUUGUGUGCAAUACUGAUCUGCUUGAAGUAGAAGCGAGGAUUGUUGUUCAAGACUGUUCUCAUUCAGCCUUUGCCGAUUGUUUGACGUUAGUGUCAUUGGAGGCUUUGUUUCCUCCUUAUUGUGGUUUCGACAAGGUCUUCCAAGCUAAAGGUGUUUGCUUUUUUGGAUGCUCUUGGUUAGUUGCUGCUUUGCUAGAACCUUUGGGUUCACCCUUGUCCCCAAGUCUCUUUUUGAGCAUUGUUGUUGCUAGCUUUCGCUUAUGUUUGAUCUCUAUGUUUGUCGAUGCUUUAGCUUUUCCGACUUGUUGUUGCUAUGUUGUAUCCUCUGUUGGUAGAGGUUAAAACUCUUUCUCUUUUAUGAUAAGAUAAGUUUGCCCAAAAAAAAAAA
Messenger RNA from Arabidopsis thaliana (thale cress), 988 nucleotides. RefSeq lists its product as uncharacterized. Bases 188 to 631 code for a protein of 147 amino acids. Lineage: Eukaryota; Viridiplantae; Streptophyta; Magnoliopsida; Brassicales; Brassicaceae. The transcript has 2 exons. The record is from RefSeq and is marked reviewed.